CUCUCUCUCUCAAAAUGAAAGAGUUUCGCAUCUAGUCAUCUAUGGUUAUAAACGCGUAUCGUUUUUGGCAAAGCUUAAUUCAGGAUUUAAACAUAAAAUUCCAUCGCCACCAAAUAAAGCAAUAGCAACACAGAAUAUCAUUCAAACAGUAAAUGGUCGUACAAGUUUUGCUAACUGUAAAUAUAUCAAAACAAAAUGGAAUCUCUGGGCAUCACGCUACAAUUGGGCCAAAUUUUGAUGGUAGAAACGUCCAGUGAAUUGCUAACUGGCACAUUGAAGUUCGUUGACCCCAAGCGCAAAAUAAUAGAAUUAGAAAACGCUUAUGAUCAACGUUCCAACUGUUCGUAUAACUCGCCCCAAAUUUUGGCGUUUCCUCAAAUAAAAAAGAUACAAAUUAUACGAAGUGGAGAAGCAUCGUGUAACACAAAUAGUGGAAGCGAUACAGGAACAUCUCCUACAACAUCUGACGUUGAUCCAGACAGUUACAGCAGCUACAAUACCGCGCAAAAGUCACCAACAUCUUUGCCUGAACACAAACAAGAAAUCGAGGUUGCACUAAGUAGCACUGAAUUAGAUCUUAUUCAUGAGCAACUCAAUUCUGUGGUAUACAUUACGCAAACGGAUCAACGAUAUCACAAAGCAUUGGCAGACAUACGCGUUCAACCGAUAGUUGCGCUUGUUAUAGAGCCGGUUGAUUUUGGUCGAGCACAACGUACAUCAGUGAUGGCAGUUGCCACCUAUCAAGCGGUAUACAUUUUUGACAUAAUUGCUCUGGGAAGUAUUUUUCGCGAAAUGAAACAAAUACUGGAGGCGGAACGACCGCGCAAAUCUGUUCACUACAGUCAUAGACUACUUGAUCAGUUAAAAAAUCGUCAUGGCAUUAAAUUAGGUGGAGUAUUCGAUACUUUUGUAGCGGUAUCAAUUGUUCGUGGUAGCAAGGAACCAACCACUUUAAUAGAAGCUGUAGAGCAAACAUUGAAUAUAACACAUCUUUACUUUCAGCCCGAUGAAGAUAGUAACCACAAAUAUGAUCUGUAUAAACGGCCACUAUCCGUUAAAUUGCGCCAAGUAUUUGCAAAAAAGUCUAUAUAUCAAUUGAAGUUAUAUGAGCACCUCCUCCAUAAACAUAUGCUGAGAAACUUCUACAACCAAUGUACAAAUUUUUCACAUACAUUUUGCGAAAACGAAGAUGCUACUACGCCGCUGGAAAUGCAACGAAAGAGUAGAGCAGGAUUUCAACAUAUAAAGCGCAGUACAAACGAUUUUGCAUUCAAAUUCAAUGAGCUAAAUUAAUUUUGUACUAUAGCCCAAAACUUAAGUGUAUAGUAGCUCGGAACGCCACUGCGUAAGCAAUGCAUAACACAGUAACAUAUUCGUUUUCACGGCAGUCGGUUCUACGUUACCGAAACGACCCGGAUUUAUAUCAGGCCAAGGAUUACCACUCCAUCAGCAUUCCCCGUAUGUAAGAAUGGGGAAUGUUUAUGCUGAUACAACAACAACAACAGUAACAUAUUCAGUCUUGUACUGACUUUCGAUGCCGAAAAAUUUGCUCAAUAUCAAAAUGAAUAAUGCUCGUGAUUUCGAUUUUGAUCAAAUUUUUUGGCUUCAAAGGUAUUGCCGACAAGAAAAAAAAUCUAUUCAAUCUCACCGAAAUUGAAAAAAACCAACACCCAAAUGGGGUGGGACUGCAACUUUUGCUCUUCAACAAGACUGAUUAAUACGUUUUUUUUUAGUAAUCUGCAAAUGCAAGCCGUGUUCUACAGUUAAAGUAGUUUAUAAAAAAAUAACUUCCACAUUCGUCCUACGGUGUUUCUGGACAAGUAAAAUAAUAAAUAUUUGUACAUACUAUAUAUGCCUUUAAGGCCGGCGGGCCAAUUAGAUGUCCUAAAUUCAGUAGUUUUCGCGAAGCGUUGUAGGAUGAGAAAAAAAACAAUUAGCCAAAUGAAGUUUUGGGGAUAGUUUAAUAUAUAUUUGAACUAAAAAAAAAAAUGUGUACAAUCUCCAACAAUAUAUUGUAAGCCGAGUUAUCAAUAGAUUCCCAGAGCGCCUGUAUCCAACUUUUGUACAAGAUACAACUUGCAAUUUUCAUCUGAAAACACAAAACAAAAAAAAAAAAGAUUAUUAAUUUUGUUGUAAUUAGGUAGUAGGUAGAAAAAAAAAAUGGUUUUUCAAGGAAAAAAAAAACUCUUCAACUGGGUAAAAAAGUCGCUUAAAAAAGUUUUUGGAUGUUUUUUAGUUCACAUAGAAGAUAAUUACAUCAAAAUUAAUAAUCUUCUUUUUUUUUUUUUUUUUGCGUUUUCAGAUGAAAAUUGCAAGUUGUAUCUUGUACAAAAGUUGGAUACAGGCGCUCUGGGAAUCUAUUGAUAACUCGGCUUACAAUAUAUUGUUGGAGAUUGUACAAAUUUUUUUUUUUAGUUCAAAUAUAUAUUAAACUAUCCCCAAAACUUCAUUUGGCUAAUUGUUUUUUUUCUCAUCCUACAACGCUUCGCGAAAACUACUGAAUUUAGGACAUCUAAUUGGCCCGCCGGCCUUAAGCUGAAGCAAAUCCCCAUGAUAUUUUUCUCAUACAUAUCGUGAUAUGGAUACUUAAGGCGUGGAUAUCCUUUCAAAGUUUUAUAAAUGCGGCAUUAAUGGGAAAAGAUUCAUCCAAUUAUAUCUGCGUGCAAUGCAUGGUAUAGUACAAUCACUGAAGAUUCCCUGUUUUACUUGAAUUUGUCAUCGAUUACGACGAAUGAAGAAGCGUAAAAGUAAACUACUCUUAAUAAAUGUUUGUAAUAAUAUACAAAAUUUAAAUAUUGUAAAGAUUAUCAAAAAUUUCAGUUUCCAUAAAAAACACGAUGCAAAAAUUGUAUAAUUUCUACAUAGCACGGGUGUAGCCUAAAUUGCGCUUUAUCAACGUAAUGAGUUGUUGUUGUUGUAGCAACAUAAACAUUCUCCAUACAUACGGGGAAUGCUGCUGGAGUGACAGACCUUGGCCGGAUAUAAAUCCGGGUCGUUUCAGUAACGUACAACCGACUGUCAUGGAAACGAACGUAAUGAGUGUUAAUGCUCAGCUGUACACUACUACCAGAAAACAAGAACUCUACCGUUAGAUGAGUUAGACCUAGACGAUCGUUGACUAUACCGCACUGCCAGGGUUUAGUAAACUGCUACAACAACAACAGCUCUUAUUUUCCAUUCCAUUAACCCAUAUUGCUCAGCAAUCUAAAGCUUGGGAUUGAAGGUAUCAGAAGUCAAUAUAAAUUGGUUGGAUUAGAUUGUUGAUCCUAGACUUCUAAUAAUAGAAAAGUGGAAAGUUUGGCUUUAUUGUUUUAAAAGGAAUAGCUUUAUGAAGCUGUUAAAAAAAACUGAUCUCUUAAACAUUUUUUUUUAUCGGCAGUGAGACCUGAUGAAUAGCUAGUCUUUAACUAUCGGAGUGUACAAAGAAUUAUGGCAACCUAAAGCUAAAGCAUGAAGGUCUCAUAUAAAUCAAUAUCAAUUACUGAUCCUAUACUUCAUAUAAUAGGGAGGUGUAGAGUUUGAUUUUGAAUGAGCAGCUUUAGAAAGUUGUUAGCAAUUUCCCACUAAAGACUUUAAAGAAAUUUAAAGCAAAAACUUAAUUGUUCAUUACAACCGAUUUUUUUUGUUUAAAAGAAAAAGUAGACUAGAAGUUUUCAUUAUUGUAAUGCAUCAUUGAAAGGCAAAGUAAAAUAUUUUUUUUUGCUCAAGUGCUUCUCAUCGAAUGUUUGGAUAUUAUAAAUUCUUUAGUUUUUGAUAAAAGCUUUUGUUUUGCUGUUUUUUGAGCAUGCAUUUGUAUCUUACAUCCUUAUUUUGCUGUUAAUUGAUUUUUUCCUCAGAUAUAUGGAAAAUGUUUUGAGGGUAAGAUUUAAUUUUCGCCAUGUCUGGGAAUAUUAUUAUUAUUAUUUUUUUUAAAUCAGACAAGGCAAAAAAUUCACAGUUAAGUCCUAUGAUAGGCCAAAUUUCCCUAUAUGAUGGCUAAUAUUGUAAAUAAAACUGAUUGAUAGAUCGCAUCACAUUUGGAGAUUUUUCGUACAGACCGUUCCGACCAAAUAAUUAAAAAAAAUUGUUACAUGGGUGAGAUUUACAAAGUCCCUGUGGGCAUUAGGUGUGAAGUUUUCGGUACAUUUUAGAAGAUAUUUUGUUUUUGUGUUUUUUUUUUUGUUUUUUUUUUUUUUGAAAUUGUUGACCAAAUGAAGAAGUAGUAUCCUGAAAAUCUUACAAAUGUCGGCGCUGAAGGUUUUGAAAUUUAAAACUUUGUGAAAAGUAAAAAUGAUAAAUGGGUUAAAAAAUUUUAUUGUCCUUAACCGGCAUCUAUUGUCAAAAUAGUAAGUUCAUGAUGUAAAUCGAAAAUGGUACGAUUAAAAUUGAGAUGCACAAUUGAAUAUAAAUAAUAAGUGAUAUACAAAUGUAUUUACCCGAAAACUCACAAUUACCGUUAUAUUACUAUGUAUGAAUAUUUACUGAUUUGAAUUAUGUCAUUUGAGCAAAGUUUUGAGUUCCAGAUAUUAUAAAAAAUUAUUUUUUCAUACCAUGAAUUGUA
Messenger RNA from Anastrepha ludens (Mexican fruit fly), 4540 nucleotides. Its product is annotated as protein Exd1 homolog. Gene Ontology annotation, molecular function: nucleic acid binding. The record is from RefSeq and is a predicted model, not a curated record. Bases 196 to 1293 code for a protein of 365 amino acids. Lineage: Eukaryota; Metazoa; Arthropoda; Insecta; Diptera; Tephritidae. The transcript has 3 exons.